This is a messenger RNA of Melitaea cinxia (Glanville fritillary), 555 nucleotides long. RefSeq names its product 60S ribosomal protein L27 (gene RpL27). Gene Ontology annotation, molecular function: structural constituent of ribosome. The record is from RefSeq and is a predicted model, not a curated record. The coding region runs from base 116 to 520 and encodes 134 amino acids. Gene Ontology annotation, cellular component: ribosome; cytosolic large ribosomal subunit. The transcript has 3 exons. Gene Ontology annotation, biological process: translation. Lineage: Eukaryota; Metazoa; Arthropoda; Insecta; Lepidoptera; Nymphalidae.
AUAUUUCAGUUAUGGUAACAUUGAUUCCACUUCAAAUGUCAUUGUCAAGUUAUAAUCUAUAAUAUUUUCUUUUUCUGUGGUCUUUUCUUGUCGACGGUAUAAAGAGUACCCCAACAUGGGUAAGAUUAUGAAGCCGGGUAAAGUGGUGCUGGUCCUCAGUGGCCGGUACGCGGGACGCAAGGCCAUCGUAGUCAAAAACUACGAUGAGGGAACGUCGGACAAACCUUACGGUCACGCCUUCGUCGCUGGCAUCGACAGAUAUCCUCGCAAAGUGCACAAGAGGAUGGGCAAAAACAAAAUCCAUAAACGUUCCAAAGUCAAGCCCUUCGUUAAGGUUGUCAACUAUAAUCACCUUAUGCCAACCCGUUAUUCGGUUGACUUCAGCUUCGAGAAGUUCAGUGCUAAGGACUUAAAGGACCCCGCGAAACGUAAGAAGCUCCGUUUCAACACACGAGUCCGUUUUGAGGAGAGAUACAAGAGUGGCAAGAACAAGUGGUUCUUCCAGAAGCUUAGGUUCUAAGUACACUUAAAAUAAACAACAAAAAACUUUCCAAA